Molecule: messenger RNA, 711 nt
Organism: Malus domestica (apple)
Lineage: Eukaryota; Viridiplantae; Streptophyta; Magnoliopsida; Rosales; Rosaceae
Source: RefSeq, a predicted model, not a curated record
AUGGGCAGUCUUGAAUGGUGGUCCUAUGAGGUGCUCAUUUUGCUUUCUGGGCUGUUAGCAAAUCCAAAACUGGAGACAUCAGUGCUUUCUAUAUGCUUUACAGUUACUUAUUUGCACUACUACGUACCAUAUGCUUUUGGAGCCACAGUAAGCACUAGGGUUUCAAAUGAGUUAGGAGCUGGGAAUCCUCGUGCUGCUAAAGUGACAGUCUGUGCUGUUACAGUUCUUGCAAUCACGGAAAUAAUUGUUGUAAGCACAACUCUUUUCUCUUACCGCCAUAAUCUCGGAUAUGCAUUCAGCAAAGACAAGGAGGUAGUGGAGCGUAUUGCAGAUAUGGGUCCUCUUAUUAGUCUUUCCAUUGUUAUGGAUGGGUUACAAGCACUACUUUCAGGGGUUGCUAGAGGAACAGGAUGGCAGAACAUAGGAGCUUAUGUAAAUCUAGGGGCAUAUUAUUUGGUUGGCACUCCUGUGGGUGUGGUGCUUGCCUUUGGUGUGCAUUUGAGAGCCAAGGGCCUUUGGAUUGGAUUAUUGACAGGGUCUACUAUUCAGGCUAUCCUGCUUACUCUUAAAACUAGUCUCACAAAUUGGCAAAAGCAGUUCUCUUUCCUUAUUUCCAAACUCAAUCUCCACUUUGUUCCGUUUCGCUUGAGGGGGGAUAGCAUUAUCCAAUCAACCUCUAAUCUCUCCAAUGAAUCUGCUGUUAAACUGUGA